AUGGAAUCACCAGUUUUAUCAAAGCAAUUAGAAUUGUCAGAAUUAAAAUAGAUAAUCAAAAAUAGGUUCUCCUUUGAUAGAAGAAAAGUAAUAUUCUUUACUUUAAAUUCUUGUUUAUUGGGAUUAGCUGUAUUUAGUUUAUUUUCUGCUAUUACACUUGAAAGCAAUUCAUAAAUCUUUAGAAUAAGAACAUAUUUGACAGAUUAAAAUUUAUAAAAUAGAGAAUAAGCCAGAAAAUUAGAAACUAUAUUGAUUCCAUAAAAUAUAGCUUAAUUAUGUACAAUUGUUUCUUCGAUAAUUGGUUAUUAUGGAAUUUAUCAAAAAUCUUAAAAAGUAAUUAGUAUUUGAAUAUAUUUUAGAUCUUACAUCUAUUCCCUAUUAGUUUAGGAAUUAGUUUAGCAUUCAGAACAAUUUCUACUAUUGUGAUUAUCUCAUACUUUAAUACAAUAUAAUCAGUAUGAAAUUAUUGAAAAUUUAGGUUUUUGAAGAAGAGGUAGGAACUUUUAUAACUUUAUAAAUCUUAUUUUUGGCUUUUAAUUGGUUGUUUUGUGUUUUUGCUUAUUAAUAAUUCAAGAAAGCUUAAGUAGAAUAUCAUAUAGUCACAAAAGAUAGAGAAAGAUUAAUUAUGGAUAAUAAUAUGGCUUAUGAAUUAAUAAAGAAAAUCAUAAAAAAUUGA
This is a messenger RNA of Paramecium primaurelia, 676 nucleotides long. The record is from the annotation of a GenBank genome assembly. NCBI's taxonomy places the organism in Eukaryota, Ciliophora, Oligohymenophorea, Peniculida, Parameciidae.